This is a messenger RNA of Trichoderma citrinoviride, 1392 nucleotides long. RefSeq names its product MFS general substrate transporter. The transcript is spliced from 5 exons. Gene Ontology annotation, cellular component: membrane. NCBI's taxonomy places the organism in Eukaryota, Fungi, Ascomycota, Sordariomycetes, Hypocreales, Hypocreaceae. Bases 1 to 1392 code for a protein of 463 amino acids. Gene Ontology annotation, biological process: transmembrane transport. Gene Ontology annotation, molecular function: transmembrane transporter activity. The record is from RefSeq and is a predicted model, not a curated record.
AUGUCAGCCACCACGACCACCUACCAGGUUGCAUCGCCGCUCGCCGGGGAGAGCAUUGAGCUCGGGCAUCUAGACCCGGGCGCCCCCUCCGGUCGUCAACUCGGUCCGGAUACAAAGGCGGAGUCGCCGCAUGUCUCGGUCGGUGACAAUGACGGAGGAGAACCGCCGCCAGAUGCUCUCACGGAGGCCGAGAGGUGGAACCGGCCCGUCAAGAAUAUCGGCCGGCUUGCGUUUGCAUUUGUGUCCUUUGCCAUUGCGGGGAUGAAUGAUGCUGCUGUUGGCGCAUUGAUCCCAUACCUCGAAGAAUACUACAACCUCUCCUACACCGUUGUCUCCCUCAUCUUCCUCACCCCCUUCGUCGGCUACUCCAUCGCCGCCUUCACCAAUGCCCGCAUCCACGUCCGGCUCGGCCAGCGCGGCGUGGCCAUCAUGGCGCCCAUAUGCCACCUCAUCACCUUUGCCGUCCUUGCCUCGCACCCGCCGUAUCCCGCUCUCGUGGUGUGCAAUGCCAUCAGCGGCUUUGGCAACGGCCUGACCGACGCAUGCUUCUGCGCGUGGGUGGGUGCCAUGGACAAGGCGAACACGAUUCAGGGCUUUUUGCACUCGUGUUAUUCGCUGGGGGCGUUGUUUUCGCCGCUGAUUGCUACGUCGAUGGUUGUCAAAGGCGGGUUGCCUUGGUAUACAUUUUAUUAUCUCAUGAUCGGCAUGUCUGGCCUGGAAUUUGCCGGGCUUGUCAUGUUCUUCUGGGACAAGACGGGCGCCGUGUAUCGAACCGAGCACGCCCGCGGGAAUGCAGAUGCCGGGACUGCUGGAGCCGGCACUCGCGAGGCAAUGAAGUCCAAGGUUACCUGGCUCUGCGCCCUGUUCUUCUUCGCCUACAUGGGUGUAGAGGUUGGUCUCGGGGGCUGGGUCGUCACAUUCAUGCUCCGAGUCCGUCAUGCCUCCGCUUAUGCCUCUGGAAUCUCAGGCUCCGGCUUCUGGGCAGGCAUGGCACUUGGCCGCGCCGUCUUGGGGUUCGUCACGGAGCGAUUCGGCGAGAGGCUUUGUCUGGCAAUCUACCUCUGCGUCUGUCUCGGCCUCCAGCUGCUGUUCUGGCUCGUGCCCCAGUUUGUUGUCUCUGCCGUUGCCGUCGCCUUUCUGGGCUUCUUUCUGGGCCCGAUGUUUCCCGGGGCUGUCAUGGUGACGGCCAAGCUGCUGCCCAAGCGUAUCCAUGUGAGCGCCAUUGGGUUUGCCAUGGCCAUGGGAGGGACAGGAGGGACGGUGUUUCCGUUCAUCAUCGGUGCGAUUGCGUCUCAUAAAGGCGUUUCGGUGUUGCAGCCUAUUAUUCUGGCGCUGAUUGUGGUAAUCUCGGUGGUUUGGUUGAGCUUUCCUCGGAUCCAAAAGCGAGACUGA